Xenia sp. Carnegie-2017 is the source of this 1513-nucleotide messenger RNA. RefSeq names its product protein ABHD14B-like. The transcript has a single exon. The coding region runs from base 284 to 1000 and encodes 238 amino acids. Gene Ontology annotation, cellular component: cytoplasm. The record is from RefSeq and is a predicted model, not a curated record. NCBI's taxonomy places the organism in Eukaryota, Metazoa, Cnidaria, Anthozoa, Malacalcyonacea, Xeniidae.
CCCAACAUGGCGGCUAUGACGUAACUUGCAAACCAAGAAUACUUUACAUUCACACUCACGCAUAUCGACCAGAGUCGUUGUAGAUGAUUGUGUAUGACGCAUCAAGCUUAUUUCAGAUGGCUACGUUUGAUCAGUGUUGGUGACGCCUUAUAAAACGUGCAAAAGAAGUAACCACAGAACAGAUUACGUAAACUAUUCUGUGGGGUAGCUUUAUCUGAAUCGUGAAAUUGUAUCCGAAUUUAACCUUCGAGGGAGGAGAAAAAUAUUCCUACAACGCCCGUAUAUGUAUUACAAAUGGUAUGUUGCUUAUCCAUUCAUUGCAAUUGUAGUGGUAUUAAUACUUGGAAAAUAUCUAAACCUCUCAAUGAAGCGUAUUUUUGAGAAAUCUCCAAUAGUUAAGGAGUUUUAUCUUAGCUGGAAUGGCGAAUCAAACUCGAUAUUUUAUCGCGAAAUUUUGGCGAAAGGGGAAGUAAAACUUGAUGUACUUUUGCUGCAUGGAAUGAAAUUUUCUUCAAAGAAUUGGCUCGAUAUAAAAACCUUCGAUAUCUUAGCAUCGAACGGUUACCAUGUUAUUGCAUUGGAUUUACCAGGAUUUGGAAGGUCAACGUAUGAGCUGCACACAGGCAAAAGUGAAUUUUUAUUUGAAUUCAUUAAGAAAGUUGGCCUUAAUAAUGCAGUCAUCAUUUCACCAUCAAUGAGCGGUCGAUUUAGUUUACCAUACCUUGCUGCAGGAAAACCAUCUAAAGCUUUUGUUGCAAUUGCAGUUGCUGGUACUGAAGACAUUGAUAGUGAUGACUUUAAGAAGUUUCCACCAACAUUGAUUUUUCGAGGCUCAAGGGAUGUAGGACUAGGUGCAAGAUCAACAGAAACACUUCGUUCUUAUCUAUCAAAUUAUCGUUAUAAAGAAAUUCAGGAUGCAGGUCAUGCUUGUUAUCUUGAUAAACCCGAAGAAUUCCAUGAUAGUUUACUGAAUUAUUUAGAUUUCGUAAACAAGACAUAGAAAUCAAUUACAUGUCUAUUGCCACUGCGUGUAAAGACAUUCUUAGACAUAUUGUUGGCAAUCCAUACAUGGUCAAGUACUUGUGAUUUAUGAUUGUGUGAAAGUAUACAAUGGCUUUAGAGUGCUGUAACAGCAUUUUAAUGCUACAGUUUGAUGGAUUGGUGAACCGAGAAGGUUGAAUUUUUCUAAUGUUUCUGGCAGUGUCUUGUAAAUUACCAUCCUAUAUAUUUUCCUUAUAAACAACAUAGGUGUAUGGGUUGGGGUCAGGAGGGGCAGCUGCCCCCCUCCCCCUAAGAAAGCAUGAAGAUUGAAAAGUUCAAGGGAGGAUGUUCGGCAGAACCUUCAUUUUGUGUGGGGGAAAUAAUUACUGCCCCCCCCCCUCCCCUCAGAAAUGAUAGUUCCUGCACACCUAUGAUAAACAACAAAAGUUUUGAUGUAUCACUACAGUAAUGGAUGUUUUCUUUGUAUGUCUGUGUUUUUGACGUUAGAUAAACAUGGUUUGUUAUGAGUAAA